Molecule: messenger RNA, 2118 nt
Organism: Fraxinus pennsylvanica
Lineage: Eukaryota; Viridiplantae; Streptophyta; Magnoliopsida; Lamiales; Oleaceae
Source: the annotation of a GenBank genome assembly
AUGAUCAGUCUGGUCUUUUUCUUCUUUUAUCAUGUUCUUAUCACCUCUGCAGAUCAUUACCUCUCUGGGGAUAUAGCUAUCGACUGUGGUUCCACAGGCAUUUCAACUGCCUUCAGUGGCAGGGAAUGGAUUGGAGAUAUAAAAUCAAAAUCUACUACGUCGCCACAAAUAAAAGGCUCAUCCACCAGCUCAAGCGUCGUCCAUAAUUUGGUUUCCACAGAUCCUGUUCCCUACAAGACAGCACGAAUUUCUCGAACACAAUUCUCUUAUAUUUUCCGAUUAAGCGCAGGUCACAAAUUUAUACGCUUUCACUUUAGUCACGGUUCAUACCGAAGUUUUAAAAAGUCAAUGGACUUUUUCACUGUCCAAGCUGGGCCUUACACCCUCCUCAGUAACUUUAGUGCUUCGAUAACUGCUGAUGCACUUGGUGUAAAAUCUUUCGUUAAGGAAUACUGCAUCAAUAUAGGAGAAAAUCGAACUUUGGACAUAAUCUUUUCUCCGGAACAUAGCCUGUCAUAUAAAACAUAUGCUUUCAUAAAUGGAAUUGAGGUAAUAUCCAUGCCUCCUGAUCUUUAUUACUCUCAUGUUGGCGAUCUUGGAGCCCAAGUGGUUGGCCAAAAAUCUCGAAUCUACAUUGAUAACAGCACUGCACUUGAAGUCAUGCACCGAUUAAAUAUCAUUUGGAAUACCAUCCCAUUAGUAGAUAAUUUUGGUAUUUUUAGGAUGUGGGGAACCGUUUCAAAUAAAAAGGUGAACAAGGUCAACAAUUUCACCUGGAAUAUACCUGUGGAUGUUGGAUAUGGGUACUUGGUGAGGCUUCAUUUAUGUGAGAAAGGACUUCAGAUGGCUGAGACCGGCCACCUGGUAUUUAGGGUCUUCAUAAAUGACAUGAUUGUCGAAACAAAUGUCGAUAAAUGGAAGGUUGGCAAUGACAUUCUUUGGUACAGAGACUACAUUGUGAUGGUGAAAGGACGCAAAAACGAGGGCAGGCGUGAUAUACUGAUUGUCCUUCAGAUAAAGGAUGCCCUAAAGGGAUUGGAGAUAUUAAAGUUGAGCAACCAAGAAAACAGUCUAGCUAGUCCGAACCCCUUGCCUCCUGCCCGAUCUCCAUCAUCUGUGACUCUGCAAAACUUUCUGUCUAUUUUAGGUCAUGGAAACACAAUUGCAACUGUUGCAGUGAUUAUAAUUGUUCAGGAAUAUGUCAAAGAGAUAACUAGCGCUGACGGUGUCUGGCCUUGUUCUGGGGAAACUGUCCAAUCAAUUAGUACGGAGAUACAAGAAAUGUCUUCUGUAGAGGAGAAGGAUAUCACACCUCCACUGGCAGAAAGAAACAAAUGCGAAAUGCUUCAGAAUGCUGAGCUUUUAGGCAGGGGAUCGCCAGUGGAUAAGAGAAAAACCAAUGCUUUUAAGCUAUCACGGUUUUGGCCAUGGGAUGCAUUCUGGAACAGGGUAAAAGCAUCCAAGAAAAUAGAAUUGGAUCCCUUCUCAAUAUUAGAAUAUUUUGAAGAGAAUGUGGAUUUGCAUAGGUUUGAUUGGGAAACUAUUGCAGCUGCAACAAAUAAAUUCUCGCGUUCAAAUAAUAUUGGAAUUGGUGGAUUUGGUAGUGUUUACAAGGUUGUAUUAUCUACAGGACAGGAAGUAGCUGUUAAAAAGUUUCCAUCAAAUUCCAGACAAGGCCUCGCUAAAUUGAAAAAUGAGGUUCUUCUGAUUUCCAAACUUCAGCAUCCGAAUCUCAUUAAACUACUUGGAUACUGCUUUCAUCAAGAAGAAAGUGUAAUUGUAUACGAGUUUAUGGGGAACAAAAGUCUAGAUGCUCACAUUUUUGAUGAAGCAAGACGUCAUGAACUUGGAUGGACCAUACGUUUGAAAAUCAUCAUAGGUAUUUCUCGUUGUCUUUUGGAACACAUGGCUAUAUGUCUCCAGAAUAUCUCAUGCACGGUGUAUUCAGUCUUUAGCUUUGGAGUUGUUGUCUUAGAGAUUUUGAGUGGCACAAGAAGUUACAGAACUUUUCCUGUUGGAAAACUUGUUGAGCAUGCCUGGAAGAUGUGGAACAAAGGGAAAGCAUUAGAGUUGUUGGAUAAAUCAAUAGGGAUGAGUUUUCAGCAGAUAAAGCAUUAA